AUGGCCGUCCUUCCUAUCAACGGCGACGCCGAGUGGAACGCGCAGAUGCAGCGCGCAGGCGGGAAGCUCGUGGUCGUGGACUUCUCGGCCGUCUGGUGCGGUCCGUGCCAGCACAUCAAGCCCGUGUACCACGCGCUGAGCAGCGAGUACCAGGACGUGGUGUUCUUGGAGGUGGACGAGGCGCAGAACCGCGCGCUGAUUGGCGCGUUGAGCGUACGGGGGUUCCCGACGUUUCACUUUUAUUUGAGCCAGAGCAAAGUCGAUGAACUUGUGGGCGCCGACCCGACUCAGUUACGAGCCAAGAUCGAGCAGUGGCGACAGUCGGCGUUCAAUCCGUUCGCUUCGCCUGGAGUGACCUUGGGCUCGAGUACUGGAUCUGGAUCAGUGGCCGGUGCUGCCGGAGGCGCUGCCCGAUCUGCUGCAGAACAAGCUCGAGAAGCUCGACUUAAGAAGUUCAACGACGUGAGUCUUGUGCCGACUGUGAUGACGCCAGCUGCGGCUGCUCCUGCUGUGGUGAAACCUGUGCCGGUGUCUGGUGGGGUGUGUGAUUUGAGUACCGGUGUCUGUUGUUCGACUAGUGAUGAUGCUGCCGAUGAGAAGAUGGAGCAAGGAGGAGAAGCGAUGGGACUUCCGUUUGUGGACGAGGGAUUGUUGACGCAGCUGAAGGAGAUGGGGUUCGAUGAGCUCCGCUCAAGCAAAGCUCUCGUUGCAACGGAGAAUGAGGGACUUGAAGAGGCGAUCAAUUGGUUGGGGGAUCAUCAGGACGAUGCAGAUAUUGACGAGCCGAUGAAGGUUGUCGAUUUGUCCAAGACAGUGCCGAAACGGGAGCUGACAAGUGAGGAGAAGGCUGCGAAAGUUGAGGAGUUGAAGGCACGUAUUGCGAGAAAGCGUGCCGAGCGUGAGGAACUGGAAAAAGAAGAGGAGCGUGCGAAGGAGUUGAAGCGUCGUACAGAAGGACAAGGCAUGCAGGAAGCCCGUGACGAGAUUGAAGCGAUUCAGCGGAAAAUUGCUGCUGAAAAAAUGAAGAAGGACAAGGAAGACGCAAAGCGCGAGCGGGAGCGCCUUCGUCGGCAGAUUGAGAUGGACAAGCGCGAGCGUCACGCUCGUGGCGGCCGGCUGGGUGGCCCUCCUAUUGACGUGGCACCCGUUGGUCCUGCGAAAACUGUAGAGAAGGAGGAAGAGACGAAGAAGGCCCCCAAACUGACACCCAAAGAGCAGAUUGUGAAAAACGUGGGCAUUCUGAAGAAGUACCGUGUGGGAAACGACGGACUCACAGCUCUUAAAACGCUGAACGUGUAUGUGAAGAACCUGGUUGAAAAGCCAAGUGAGGAGAAGUUCCGCACAAUUAACCUCGAAAAUCCGGCGUUUCGGAAGCGUGUGGCUAGCCUUGUUGGAGGCGUGGCACUCUUGAAGAGCCUUGGCUAUGAAAAGGAUGACGCUGAUGGCAAUCUUAAGCUCUCGGUAGAAAAGCGUGACGUGGAGUUGCUGCAAUAUGCUCGCAUUCAACUUGAGGGCGCCAUUGCUGAGCUGUCGAACUGA
Peronospora matthiolae is the source of this 1539-nucleotide messenger RNA. NCBI's taxonomy places the organism in Eukaryota, Oomycota, Peronosporomycetes, Peronosporales, Peronosporaceae. The record is from the annotation of a GenBank genome assembly.